Messenger RNA from Micromonas pusilla CCMP1545, 1212 nucleotides. RefSeq lists its product as uncharacterized. Gene Ontology annotation, molecular function: protein binding. The coding region runs from base 1 to 1212 and encodes 403 amino acids. NCBI's taxonomy places the organism in Eukaryota, Viridiplantae, Chlorophyta, Mamiellophyceae, Mamiellales, Mamiellaceae. The record is from RefSeq and is a predicted model, not a curated record. The transcript has a single exon.
AUGCCGAAGGUCAAGUACCCGCGGAAGAUCCGCGAGCUCGUGAAGAAGGCGAACGCCGGCUGCGGAGAGGCGGCGUGGGCGAUCGCCAGGCACUACGACAACGGGUCCGGCGGCGUGGAGAAAAACGAGGCGCUCGACGUUCAGUGGACCGAAAAAAGCGCAGCGUUGGGAUAUUCCCUUGCACAGCUAGUGCUCGGCGUGCGCAUGCGUGAUAAAGGCGACUAUACCAGCGCACGUGCGUGGUUCGAGAAAUCCGCGGCGGGGGGGGUUGAAGGCGUAGCAGAGUUUGCACUCGGUUCCCUCUACUACGAAGGCCAGGGCGUCGAGAAAAACCCUGCGACGGCGAUAGAGUGGUGGCGCGCUGGCGCGUUGAAAGGGGGAGUUCACGCCCAGUACAACCUUGGAGCGGUUCUUUCAGAUUAUUUGCACGAAUACACUGAUGCGGUGUUGUGGCUCGAGAAAGCCGCGGCGCAGGGCUUUGUAGAUGCAAUGGACCGCGUUGGGAAUCUCUACUUCUGCGGCGACGGCGUGGAGCGAAAUGCACGUACGGCGAUGAUAUGGUGGUUGAAAGCAAGCAGGGGGGGGAGUGUCAUGGCAAAGGAGAACCUGCUUAAAAAGUUCCGACAUGGCGACUUCAUCGGAAUUGAGUCUGCUUAUGUGCUCCACGAGAAUUUGUUUGUCGAAUUAGCAGAAUACGGCGACGAAGAUUCUGUGCAAAGACUUAACCGGCUACGAAAGAAUAAAAGAGGGACUCUCCUCGUAACCGCGAAACGCACCGGGUUGGAGCUGAGCGAAGACGCCGUGGAGCGCUUCGUUUCUGGACCACUUCCCGAACAUGAAGCUAAGAAUACCUUCCAUCACCUCGCCCUUUGCUUUCUCCACGGGAGGUGUGGACUCGAGAAGAACCUUCGAAUGGCGAAGGAGGUGUUCAAAGAGUGCGAAAUUUACGACCCGGACAACGCCGCCGUCGCCGAGGAGCUCGUGAAGCUUCGUUCCUGCGUCACCUGCGGCAAAACCGACGCUCGCUGGGGUUGCAAGCUGUGCCGCGGCGUGCGGUACUGCAACAAGCGGUGCCAACAGAGGGACUGGAACCGCGGUGAACCGCCGCACAAGGAGACGUGCUCGCGCGUCGUGCACAUGUAUCCUCCCGGGCAUUUCGCUGACCUCCGCACAUACUGGUACCACGCGAAGAAGAGAGGAGAGUCAGCCUGA